Molecule: messenger RNA, 1398 nt
Organism: Huiozyma naganishii CBS 8797
Lineage: Eukaryota; Fungi; Ascomycota; Saccharomycetes; Saccharomycetales; Saccharomycetaceae
Gene: PRP4
Product: U4/U6-U5 snRNP complex subunit PRP4
Exons: 1
Coding region: 1-1398 (465 amino acids)
Biological process (GO): mRNA splicing, via spliceosome
Cellular component (GO): U4/U6 x U5 tri-snRNP complex
Molecular function (GO): U6 snRNA binding; protein binding; U4 snRNA binding
Source: RefSeq, a predicted model, not a curated record
AUGGAUCUGGAUCACUUGCCCGUUCGAUCUGGGGUGCAUGAUGACACUGAAGGCGAGGUAGUGCGGUUGCGUGAUGAAAGUGCGCAACGACUGUCCCUCGCGCCCGAGAACGACGCAGAAGUACGGGAGGUGCUGCGACUGUUAGGUCAACCAGCAGUGCUACCGAAGGAGACGGAUGAGGAGAGGAGAGCCAGGGUUGCGGUACUAGUGGCCGCUAACAAGAACGUAAUACACAAAUUGCAGCAGUUCAAUCCGUUACUUGGGAGUAAAAGUGGAACUGUUCAGCAACCUGAGAAGGCGGAGGUCAGUGAUGACGAAGAGGAAGAAGAAGAGUUCUACACACCUGCAUCGGAUGAGCUGGUCCACUCCAGGAGAUUCUUGAUAAGAUACUCGAUGGAACGGUCCCGUCGACGGUUACGGAAGUGCAAAGCCGAUGCAGAUAAUUUGGAUGUGAACACUGAAAUUACGAGGCGGCGUGCCCUGAACAGUUCCGUAAGUAAACUCCAGUUGGAGGCGUCACAAGUUGCCUCCACGAGGCCCGUAUCCCUUGUCAGAAUAUCUCCAAAUCAAUCCCGGUUUGCAUCGGCCAGCUGGGAUGGUGGUAUUUCCGUCUUUGAUUGUGAGUCCCUUGAGUCCCUGGCAUCGUUGCCAGCACAUGCAGGCAAAGUUGGUGGUCUCGAUUGGAACUCCGAGGGCUCACUACUUGUUACCGGUGCGGACGACAAUUAUGUGAGACUGACUCGUUACAAUGGGGAGAGCAACGGUCUUGUCAACGUAGCCACGCUGGGCGGGCACGAAAACCGGGUCGUCAACACUGUCUUCCACCCAAGUGACAAGUACGUGGCCAGUGCCUCGUUCGACACCACAUGGAGGUUGUGGGAUGUGGAGACGGCACAGGAAUUGCAAUUGCAAGAGGGCCACUCGAAAGAGGUGUACAGUCUCUCCUUCCAGCCAGACGGGGCACUGAUCUGCAGCGGAGGGCUCGACAGUCUGGCAAUGGUGUGGGACCUCAGGUCUGGGAAGAACAUCGUGACGUUGCAGGGCCAUGCGAAACCAGUAUACUGUGUAGACUGGUCGUCUAACUCGCACCAAUUGGCCACUGGGGGGGGUGAUGGUGUUGUCAAUGUGUGGGAUCUGAGAAAACUGGAGCAACCUGCCACCAAACUGUUGGCGCACAAGAGCAUCGUUAGCAGUCUGAGAUUUGAACGGAACCGGGGGGACGUUCUCGUAUCUGGUGGGUACGACCGUGCGCUGAACGUCUACAGCAGCGACAACUGGAACAAAAUAUGCUGUCUGGAGGGGCACACGGAUAAGCUUCUUGGUGUUGAUGUUGCCGGAGACUGCAAGUACCUGGUGAGCAGUGGGUGGGAUAGAUCUGUCAAGCUGUGGAAAAACUGA